CGAAAGCUUAAAAAAAAAAAGUUCGAAUCUUUACGGCGUUUUGCUGACUUGGGUUGAAGGAAGUUCACUGUGGGAUAAACGAACGACAUUGUUGUUAGGUUUAGCCUCUGUUUUAGCCACUCCCCUGGUUUUCUGUAUUGGGAAGGCGGAGAUAAGGUACAAUGGUCAAAGCUAUCUUAAAUGUUGUUGUUGGGGAUGGGGGGGUUUCUUCAGUUGAAACCAUUGCCUUGGCAUUUCAGAACUACAUACUGAUGCUAGGCACAAGUGUGAUGAUACCUUCGAUACUAGUUCCGGCCAUGGGUGGCAGCGAUGGGGAUAAAGCGCGAGUAAUACAAACCUUACUCUUUGUAUCCGGGAUCAACACACUUCUCCAAGCAUUGUUCGGGACACGAUUGCCAGCAGUCGUUGGAGGAUCGUACGCUUACGUUAUUCCAGUAGCCUACAUCAUAAGCGACUCUUCGUUGCAGCAGAUCACCGAUCAUCAUGAAAGGUUCAUACAUACAAUGCGGGCUAUUCAAGGCGCUCUAAUUGUUGCUUCGAGCAUCCAAAUAAUCCUUGGUUACAGCCAAGUAUGGGGUCUUUUCUCAAGGUUCUUCAGUCCUCUUGGCAUGUCACCUGUAGUUGGUUUGGUUGGUCUUGGGCUAUUCCAACAUGGGUUUCCAGCAUUAGGAAGAUGUGUAGAAAUCGGGCUACCAAUGUUGCUUCUAGUCAUUGGCUUGUCACAGGGACUUUGGUGGCUCCAGUAUCUAAAGCAUGUGAGACCAUUUAGAGAUGUUCCAAUAUUUGAACGGUUCCCAGUCUUGAUCUGUGUCACCAUUGUGUGGAUCUACUCCAUUAUCCUGACUGCAAGUGGUGCAUACCGGAACAGGCCAGAUCGAACCCAAAGGAGCUGUCGAACUGACAGAGCAAAUCUCAUUUCCACUGCUCCUUGGUUUAUGUUCCCAUAUCCUCUGCAAUGGGGCCCGCCUACAUUCUCCGUUGGCCACUGCUUUGCCAUGAUGUCAGCAGUCCUUGUCUCUAUGGUUGAGUCAACUGGAGCAUACAAGGCAGCAUCUCGACUGGCCAUUGCUACUCCACCACCAGCAUAUGUACUCAGCAGAGGCAUUGGCUGGCAAGGAGUUGGGAUACUGCUGGAUGGUCUCUUUGGGACAGGAACUGGUUCCACUGUUUCUGUUGAAAAUGUGGGACUCCUGGGGCUAACUAGAGUUGGAAGCCGCAGAGUUGUCCAAAUCUCUGCAGGCUUCAUGAUCUUCUUCUCCACCUUAGGGAAAUUCGGAGCUGUUUUUGCCUCCAUACCAUUCCCAAUAUUUGCAGCCCUAUACUGUGUUCUCUUUGGACUUGUGGGUUCAGUGGGACUGUCGUUUCUGCAGUUCACUAACAUGAACUCAAUGAGAAACCUAAUGAUCACAGGGCUAUCUCUCUUCCUUGGUAUCUCCAUCCCCGCAUUCUUCAACGAGUACCUCAACCCGGAUCGUCAUGGCCUUGUUCACACCAAUGCCGGAUGGUUCAAUGCAUUUGUGAAUGCGAUAUUCCAGUCACCGGCAACAGUAGGGCUGAUCGUGGCAGUGUUUCUGGACAACACUUUGGAGGUGGAGAAAUCGAAGAAGGAUAGAGGGAUGCCAUGGUGGGUAAAGUUUAGAACUUUUCGUGGAGAUAACAGGAACGAAGAGUUCUACACUUUGCCAUUCAACCUCAACAGAUUCUUCCCGCCCACUUAGGCAUGCAUGUUCAUAGAUAAGACAACCAUAAUUGAAGGAAGUGAAUGGGUUUCAUUCAAGUCAGUCAGAGGGUCCUUUUUUGUUCUCUAGAAAUUGUAAAUUCAGCAGUAAUCAAAUGAUAAGUCAUAACAGAUAACAGUUCCCACCCCUCUGCAAUACUCUACAAUCUUACCUUUUAGAUUCAGUAGCAAAUGUCCAUUUUUUUGAACAAAUAAUGAAAUGAGUUCAAUUUUUAGAUUCAUAAGUAAUUCAAAUGGUA
Linum tenue is the source of this 1977-nucleotide messenger RNA. The record is from the annotation of a GenBank genome assembly. Lineage: Eukaryota; Viridiplantae; Streptophyta; Magnoliopsida; Malpighiales; Linaceae.